Dissoconium aciculare CBS 342.82 is the source of this 2569-nucleotide messenger RNA. Its product is annotated as Pkinase-domain-containing protein. Gene Ontology annotation, biological process: protein phosphorylation; intracellular signal transduction. Gene Ontology annotation, cellular component: cytoplasm. NCBI's taxonomy places the organism in Eukaryota, Fungi, Ascomycota, Dothideomycetes, Mycosphaerellales, Dissoconiaceae. The record is from RefSeq and is a predicted model, not a curated record. The annotation marks the transcript as partial. Gene Ontology annotation, molecular function: ATP binding; protein serine/threonine kinase activity. The transcript is spliced from 5 exons.
UCCUUCUGCACCAAAUUGAGGUGAUCAACACUGCCUCCUGUGUGAGCUCGCCAUUCAACCCCAAAAAUUUAUAUACCCGUCUAGCAAAGGCGGCGCAAAAUGAGCAUAUUCCUAUAGAAGGAAGUUCAUCCAUUACUUUGCCCGCUGACGACAUAAAUCCACCUAGGGACUAAACAUAAUUAACAAUCCCAUCGCGUGUGUCUCUUUCAACAUUGAGCCGACGCUUGUGGGAUCACCACCGCUGUGCCGUGUAACACGCCUCUUUCUAUAUUUCGCUCCCGUGGAUCCUCCUUCCUCCAUUCCUAUGUUCGACAAAUCACCCACCUGAGAUCGUUUGCUCGCGGAGACAAUGGCCGGAACUCAUGACGACAGCGGGGAACAGAGAACCGAAUUCUCACUCCCCUUACGCGCAGCAACGACAAGUGCCGCAUUCGCUCACGGCUUCGUUUCCAGUCACGGCGUUGGCAUCGUCGUAUCGGACCCGGACCAUGCCUUACCUCACGGACGGCCGGUGCCCGUCCACCACAUGUCGGCUCCACUCUACCAAGCUCCGCUACGACAUCACAAGCGCGCCGCAUCGCGCACGACAUCUGUGAAGGAAACGCUGGACGCGCAGACCCAUUACGGUAACAGCGAUAAUGACGGCUCGGCCGUGCACAAGAUCAAUCAGUAUGUCAUCAAGCAAGAGAUUGGACGAGGAAGCUUUGGAGCUGUACAUUUGGCAGUGGAUCAGUAUGGGGAAGAAUAUGCCGUCAAGGAAUUCUCUAAAGCGCGGUUGCGCCGUCGAGCACAAUCCAGUCUUCUUCGCCGUCCUCGUCCAGCAGCAAGUCGCGGUUUCAACGCACCACUCCAUCACAUAGCACCUUCCAAGUCGUCACCCAUAUGGCCGUUGAAGAAGCUGUUCCCCGACAACAACAAUGCCUUGGAUCUAAUCAAGGAGGAGAUUGCCAUCAUGAAGAAACUGGACCACCCGAACCUCGUCUCAUUGAUUGAGGUCCUUGAUGAUCCGGCUGAGGAUUCCCUAUAUAUGGUCUUGGAAAUGUGCAAGAAAGGAGUCGUAAUGAAAUUGGAUGUCGCCAACGAUUCGGACGACGAGGAUGGCCCAUCUGGUAACGAACACCGUGCUCAGCCCUAUCCCGAUCACGUCUGCCGUACCUGGUUUCGCGACCUUCUCCUCGGCAUAGAGUAUCUUCAUGCGCAAGGAAUCAUUCAUCGAGACAUCAAGCCCGACAAUUGUCUUAUCACAGCAGACGAUGUUCUCAAAGUGGUCGACUUCGGUGUCAGCGAGAUGUUCGACAAGGCCUCUGUGGGCGGCGAAGCAGACAAAUCUGACCCUAAGAAGAGCGAUGAUGAUUUGAAAACAGCCAAAUCGGCCGGCAGUCCGGCGUUCAUGCCUCCGGAGUUGUGUGUCGCGCGUCACGGUGCUAUCUCGGGCCGAGCAGCCGAUAUCUGGAGCAUGGGUGUGACGUUGUAUUGUCUGCGAUAUGGCAAAAUCCCGUUCGAGCGGAAAGGCGUCCUUGAGCUAUAUGAAAGUAUUCGCAAUGAUGACGUCGAAUUUCCGGGAGAGCUGGACGACGAUUUCCGAGAUCUCAUGGGCAGAUUACUUGAGAAGGAUCCAAUGAGGAGAAUUACAAUGGAAGAAAUCAGGGUUCAUCCCUGGGUCACGGCGAAAGGCACGACUCCGCUGCUCUCGGCCGCUGAGAACUGCGCUGCGAUGAUCACGGACCCGACAGAGCACGAUCUCAACUAUGCCAUUACUGGAAACAUGGAACACCUUCUCGUCGUCAUGAAGGCCGUCCGGCGUUUCAAAAAUGGCUUAUUCGCUCGCCAAGGCGACGGCAAGAGUCAUACUUCCAAAAGCCCACCUAUCCUUGCAACACUCUUUGGUGGGCCGGGAUCCCGACUUACGGCACCACCUGCAACAAUGCAAAAGUCGAAAAGCGUCGACGGAGACAUUCACGGAGCAGGGAUAGAAAAGGAAAUGGUCAUAAGUGGACUCCAUCGUGACAUGAAACGUGGUUCUCAUGGGAAGAUCUCCGCCGCAAGUAAAUCGCCUGUAUCGUCACCGCAAUCUCCCGGCACGCCUGUCACAUUAAUACCAUCACGACACGACACGAAAGUUCUUGACGAUGAUGACAGUGUAGUCAUCGGCCAAGGCGGUAUACAAGAUGCAAAGUCUGACAGUGCAGACGCUGGCACACCUACUCAGCAAGCUCUGGACGCGCCGAAUGCCCCUGAAGAGGUAGGAAAAGGUCACGCGCGAGAUCCAUUGGCCGACAAGUUAUUCCUCAAUGUCGGGCCGGGCACUACGGAUUUCUCCAAACCGCACGACAUCGAAACCGGCGCUACCGGCAUCAAUGAUCUUCCGAGCUUUGUCAUUUCUGAGUCUCCGUCUGGUCUAGAAGAACAUGAAUGUAACAUCUACGAGACGGCCUACCAAGAUGAGGUCCGGCGAAUCCUAGCUGAAAGACAAAGGGAAGAAGCCGCCUCAUCCUCGCCUACCACUCGUCCAGUUGUCAUGCACUUGACAAAACGAGUCGAACAUCUCGCCGAGUUGAGGAACCAUCCC